Messenger RNA from Brenthis ino (lesser marbled fritillary), 420 nucleotides. NCBI's taxonomy places the organism in Eukaryota, Metazoa, Arthropoda, Insecta, Lepidoptera, Nymphalidae. The record is from the annotation of a GenBank genome assembly.
AUGGUAAUGUUUCAGAAUAUAUACGGCUCAUGUCUUGGAGCAUCUGGACCACUUGGUGGUAAUUAUGGCUUGAACUACGCCGGCAUCUCACCAGCCGCUGCAGCUGGUUUAGCUGGUCCCUACGACUUAGGAGCUGGUCUGGCAGCUUCUCCCUUUGGACUCUCAACUGCCGCUAUUGAACUUGGAGCACCUGGACCCUAUGGUGUGUCACCUGCAGCCAUUGAAGUUGCAGGAGCAUAUGGAGGCGCUGGUAUCGGAGAUGUUGUUGUCGUGGGUGAAAUGCCAGUCGCUGGCACCACGCUGGUUGCUGGACAGGUGCCCAUCCUUGGAGCUGUGCGUUUCGCUGGAGACCUGCCAGCCGCUGGCACUGUGUGCAUUACUGGCAGCUGCGGCUGUGGGUGCAAUGCUGGAUAUCUUUAU